Molecule: messenger RNA, 1443 nt
Organism: Aspergillus tanneri
Lineage: Eukaryota; Fungi; Ascomycota; Eurotiomycetes; Eurotiales; Aspergillaceae
Exons: 5
Coding region: 1-1443 (480 amino acids)
Molecular function (GO): hydrolase activity, acting on carbon-nitrogen (but not peptide) bonds
Source: RefSeq, a predicted model, not a curated record
AUGCCCGCUAUUCCUCCCUAUCAUAUUCUCCUGCGAAAUGGAACGGUUCUGGUCCACGAGGGAGCCCGAGUGCGACCAUUGAGAGGACAUGACGUCCUGAUCGAGGGAAACACGAUCAAGAAGAUCGGCCAGGGGUUGGAAUUGCCACCGGGUGGUAAGGUGGUCGACUGCACGAGGAAGAUUAUCUCUCCAGGGUUCGUAGACACACACCAUCAUCUGUGGCAGACUCAGAUGAAAGGGCGGCAUGGCAAUGAAACUUUGACGGAAUAUUUAGCCACUGGCAAUAUGCAGUCUUUUAACUUCAGACCAGACGACAUCUUUUGGGGCCAAUUGACUGGAUGUUUACAGAGCAUUGACGGAGGUGUCACUACCGUUGUUGAUCAUGCGCACCUGUCAUAUUCCCCUGAACAUGUGGACGAGGCAAUUCGGGCCUCAGUUUCCUCUGGAAUUCGGACCGUCUUCUGCUACUCGGCAAUCCCUCGGAUCAAGAAUUGGUCGUCGAAGAUAGAAUUUGAGGAAGAGCUCGUACCCUCCUGGUGGCUGCCGACUCUUGAAAGACUAGCCAAGGCUGAGCCCUUCGGCAACGGUCGAGUGAAUCUUGGGGCUGCCAUCGACUUUUUGUUUCCCCAAGCCGUUACCGUCAACUUAUGGAAAAAGUCUCAAGCGCUAAACCUCAGAUUCUUCACCUGCCAUUACGUCCCCAAUGUUAUGCCAAUUAAUGUUGUUGAGAUUCUCUCGGACAACAACCUCCUCGGCCCCAAUGUCGUGCUCUCCCAUGCGAACGGCGUCUGCGACACUAAUGCCCAGAAAAUCGUAGAGAACAACGUCUUUGUCUCCGCAACCCCCGACACAGAGCUCCAGAUGGGUCUCGGAGACGUCGUUGCAUUUCAACCGAACCUCAAAAACAACACUUCUCUUGGGGUCGACUGUCAUUCCAACAACUCCGCCGAUCUUCUGACCCAGAUGCGACUGGCUGUUCAGCACUCGCGCGCACAGGAUCAUCUCAGAGCCAUAGAGAAUAAAGAGCAUUGCCGUGUGGAUAUUACGCUGGAAGACGCGUUCAACCUGGGUACCAUUCAAGGUGCCAAGGCCAUCAACAUGGAUGAUCAAAUCGGCAGUCUUGCGGAAGGAAAGAGAGCCGACAUUGUUGUUUUCGACACAACUACUCCGGCCAUGGUCUGCGCCGCCGAAGAGGAUCCCAUAAACGCUAUCCUGCUCCAUGCAGGGGUACGGGAUAUCGACAUGGUGAUUGUGGAUGGGCAGUUGAAGAAGGAAAAUGGAAGACUGUGUCCAGUAGAAAUCCUGGAUAGGCUUGAUUCCGAGACAGGUGCCGAAACUGGUUGGGAUGAUAUUGUGAAGCAGCUUUUGGAGAGUCGACAGAGGAUUCUGGAUCGGUCGAGUGGACAGGACAUUGCGGCGGCGAUGGCGCUAUUUUCGCACUGA